Neolamprologus brichardi is the source of this 1549-nucleotide messenger RNA. NCBI's taxonomy places the organism in Eukaryota, Metazoa, Chordata, Actinopteri, Cichliformes, Cichlidae. The record is from RefSeq and is a predicted model, not a curated record.
CAGCUGGUUAUUGGAGGUCAAAGGUCUCCUCCUCUCUGAGGUCAUCAGUCACAGGUCCACACUGUCGGACUCUCUGGUGUCAGACCACAGACGCCGUACCGGAGCGUUUGUCCUUCAGAGAAUCAGGUGUGGAGGUCAUCCGCUGUCACCUGUCUGCAGGUAGGAGACCCCGCCCACAUCAGAGCCAUGCUGAGGCUCCUCCUCUCAGGCCUGAAAACGCAGCCGAGCCGCUGCUGCUCCAGCUUCGUGUCCAGGAUGAGGUAUGUGAACAGGCUGAAGGAGGACGACGAGGCGUGCGCGGCGGCGCUGAAGGAUGGCUCCAUCUUCCUCUUCCACCGCUUGUCUCCUCUGCUGCGACGCCCCGACGCCAGAACCUUCAGCCCAGCAGCUUUCACCUGCUCAGAUGUGCAGUUGGUCCUACAGAGGCUCGGUUCAGACGGGUCGCAGCUGAAGGAGGCCGUUCUGAUUGGCUGUUCUGAGCAGAACCAGGCUCAGUUCUGUCUGGAUGUCGGAGAACUGGACCAGGCGGCGGUGGAGGAAGCCUCUCAGGGGACCUUCAUCGAUCUGAGGAAGGCCUUCUUUCUGCUGCCCGCAGCUGAGGCGCCUCUAGUGUCCAAGGGUCAGGCGCUGCUGCGUUGGCAUCAGACCAGCAGGUUCUGCGGCGCUUCGGGCCAGCCGACUCAACGAAACCGAGCAGGCAGCCAGAGGUUCUGCAGCAGCAGCUCCACCGUCUACUACCCGAAGAUGUCUGCGGUGGCGGUCGCCCUGGUGUCUGAUGGGAGUCGGUGUCUGCUGGGCCGCCAGCCAACCUUCCCACGUGGACUCUACAGCGCGCUGGCUGGCUUCUGUGACAUGGGUCAGACUCACCUGUGUGUGUGUUUGUGUGUUUGUGUGUGUGUAGAACUCACCUGUGUGUGUGUGGUUCCAGGUGAGACUCUGGAGGAGGCGCUCUGCAGGGAGGUGGCGGAGGAGGUGGGUCUGGAGAUCCAGAGCAUCUCCUACAGCUCCUCACAGCACUGGCCGUUCCCGCACAGCUCCUUCAUGCUGGGCUGCCACGCCUUGGUUAGCCCCGCCCACACUCAGCUGAGCGUGGACAACUCAGAGCUGGAAGAUGCUCGCUGGUUCACCAUGGACGAAAUCACCCGCGCCCUCCAAGUGAAAGCUCCGCCCAGGAGAGGCGACCCCCCCAUCAUCUGGCUUCCUCCGAAACACGCCCUCGCCAACCGCCUCAUCAGGGAGUGGGUGGAGCAGCAGCGGCAGAGUGAGGGCGGAGAGUGACGGAGGCGGAGCUGCAGUCGGAGUCAUCGGAUCACACCUGAAACACGGAUGUUUCAUCUCCGCUCCUGAGAUCUCACAGUUCAGAAGUCCAUUCAGAUUCUGUCUGAUUUUAGCCGCCUUCACAGAUCUAACCUGUGACCUUAUUGAAAGAAACUUUUAAUGUGAAAAACAUUCAGUCAGUCACGACAGGAAGCAGCUCGUGGACUCUGACCUGCUGAUGUUUCCUCCAAACUGGUUUUAAUUUUCAAUAAAAAUCCCAGAAUGGAAAAAA